Messenger RNA from Neoarius graeffei (lesser salmon catfish), 2013 nucleotides. It is a transcript of the gene miip, whose product is annotated as migration and invasion inhibitory protein. NCBI's taxonomy places the organism in Eukaryota, Metazoa, Chordata, Actinopteri, Siluriformes, Ariidae. The record is from RefSeq and is a predicted model, not a curated record. Gene Ontology annotation, biological process: negative regulation of cell migration; negative regulation of G2/M transition of mitotic cell cycle. The transcript has 9 exons. Bases 259 to 1530 code for a protein of 423 amino acids.
CACGGUAACCAAUCAGAGACGUCUGUUAGCCGUUUUGUUGCUAAACUAAAAAGAAAAGGAUGCUGUUGUUCAGUUUGUUCGGGGUUUUUUCACACGGAAUCCAGUUUAACGAUUAAAAAAAUAAUCUUAUUAAAUUCGGACAAAAUAUGUUGCGACACCUGCUUUUUGGUAACAUUUUUAAGUGUUGGUGCAGUAGUUACCAUGGCAACCCGCUAGCUUGUUAGUUAGCCCGCGUUAGCAAACCAACAAGUCUUCAAGAUGUCGUCUUUUGAACACUUGGAUGCUUUGCGAAGACAAAAUAAGGAACUGUUACAAAAACUGAAACAUAAAACCGAAAAUCUACAGCGUCUAAAUUUAGGUUGUUCGAGAAAACCGCCGGGAAAUGAAACACCGGAAUCCGAUUCUGAUGCUGUGCGGGAAUUAGGAAACGGUAGCGCACGCGACCGGAAGCCCCUAACAGAGGGAAAUGGAAGUUUAUUAAAUGUCUCAGAUGCUUUUAUAAAUCUGACUGUCAGUGGAAAUGGUCCAAAAGUGGCCCGAAAUGCUUUGUGUAAACCGAUAAACAUCAUGAAAACACCAGAAGUGACCUCAGACAGUUCAGUACAUGAAGGAACAGAGUGUCCAUCAGAAGACGCCAGACAUGACGUCCUCCUUCAAGACCCAGGGGACAGUCGUCUACAUGUUCAGUUUAAUCCAACUGGAGCAAUGAAGCCCGUGUCCGUUAGCUCACAGCACGAGGGUCGAAGAGCUGUGGGACGAGUCAGAUUUCCAUGUGGAAUGGAUGACCUGGAAACUGUAUCUGAGUCAGAGACACGAUGUGUGCAGCCUUUACUGGGAUAUGACUGGAUAGCUGGCCUGCUUGACGCUGAGAGUUCGUUGACCGAGCGCUCCGAGCAGUUUUUCAGCGAGCUUCGCACCUUUCGCCAAGUCAAUAAGGAGGAGUGCGUCCACAGUGCUUCCUCAUGGCUUCCUGUUGCAGCUGACCUCUGGACGUUAUCUGGAGAUGAUGAUCUGACUAACCACAAGCAUACUCCAGACUCUCACCAAUGCACGUUCUGCUACCGAAUCAACAGUCGGCUUUUUGCAAGUCCUCUGGAUCCUCAGGCUACAUGUCCCGUUUGUAAGAUGCCUAAAGAGAAACAUCCACGCACGGAGAAUGAUCCUGCGUUUAUUAGGGUCAGUAUUCCUCGUUCAACACUUCUGCCAGCGUAUCGAUACAAAGCACACCGCCGCUGCAGCUUCGAUCCGUCGGACAGCCUUGGGUUGCCGUCUCACUGUCUGUCUGGAUGGUCAAACAGCUCGAUAGGAACAGGCUCCGAGAUGAACAGCCUUGAUCUGAGAAGCUCCAUGGAGAUCAGGCCAAAGACAGGAACAGUGCCUUCAGCCCUGCUGGCUCUCUCCGGGUCCUGGGCGUCAGGAUGCCAUCAUUCCCAUCAGCUUUUGGAUGUUUCUCGCCCGGCACAGUAUCAGCUCCAGCACCUUACUGCAGUGAGGACUAAACAAAAUAAAAGCCCCCAUCAGUUUUACUGAUUGUGUUACUCAGUGCUGCUUUCUGCACACACUUUACACACACACUCCACACUAAUAUGCGAUAGACAUCACUGUGUUUCGUCUCGUGUCAUAUGUAAUCAGGCUUUGCUCAGACAGACUCCGGUUACGGUUGAUGAUAUUACAAUAAACUACUGUGCAUCUUAAUCAUCUUUCCUCAGUAUGUCACAUGUCCCGUCUACAUUUUAGUAAACAGACUGAAUAUAUGCUUUAGGAAUGAUAACAAGGAAUGAUAAAUUCCUCCUUAGUGCUAAAAUGUAAAAUUGAAAGGAAGUGCUUUAUUCCUCUGAUACUGCAGCAAACAAUCAUAUUUUUAAAAAAAUUGUUUAAUGCUUUUUUCUUCCCCUUUUAUCUGUCUGUUUAAUGUUGUAGUACGCAACAUGUGUGAAUGUUGUGGUGCAUCUGUGAAACCAGUUCCUGUUGUUGCUUAUGUAUUAACACCUAUAAAUAGCCGUUCUCUCAGUA